GUCCAUUGCAGCCAAGAACUGGAGAACUGGAAUCAUCUCGAGCCAAAAGAAAGAUAUCUACAGAUUUCUUCCCCCGCAUCAUCCGACUGGACUGACCAUUGUAUCGACAGAGUGACUUCGUUCAAUACAAAACCAUGGACUUGCCGGGUUAACCACGUUAUUCUUAGGUUCUUGGCUCUUAUUGUUUCUUGUGGUUUUCUAUCAUUGUCUCUAGCGCACUGUGACCGCGUCCCUACGCUGAAACAAUGGUCGUGUUUGUGGAUUUAGAGAACGAUGGGCUCGACCAGGACCACUUCGUGGAGAACCCACACGCUCUAUUCCAUCCAUUUCCUGGGUCCAAAAAUCCAGCAGUGGGCUACGCCUACUCCACUUCUGCAGCGGAGCAUACGGAUCGGGCACUCGAAUCUCCAGAGUCCCGGGCUAUGGCAGACCAACCGGCUCUGAACCAGAGCAGCUUUGCAGCUGCUCUCAGCUGCUAUCCGAUCGUCAAGGAGAUUGCCCGUGCGGUGGACUCGAAUACCAUGCACGCACUCUCCCGGACAUGUCGUCGAUUUCACGCGAGUCUGGGCCCGUACCGCCAACAGCUGUCCAAUAUGACUCUGCGCUGCGAAAACGAACGCAUGGAGACGACAUUGGACGUCGAUCCCCAGGUGAGGGUGGCGGCCGGUUCGGCCGGUCUCAGACGCGGCAAGUGUGCUCGGGAUAUGGUGGCCGAGUGUCGAAAGUGCUCGAAGGUCGUUUGUCGGAACUGCGCCGCCAAACCGGCCACGAACAUCAUGCUCAAAAGACGCAUCCGGCGUCUCUGCACGACCUGUCUCACGGCCCCGCUACCGCAACUUCAACCACCGGCCUCCUCAUGUUCCACGCAAUCGGCCGUUCAGCGCAACAUCUGCACCUGCAAAGUCUCCAUAUGGCUCUGCCAACCAUGCGGCCGGCGGCUGAGCAGCGACGGUCUCAUCUACCGGCAGAUGUGGAGCUGGCGCGUCGGGACAUGCGUUAGUGGGGAAUGGCAAGGAUUGAGGUGUUGGCGAGGCAAACACUGUCUGGCGGCGCAGGACGUCGAACUGGGGAUGGGGUGCGACUCGCACGACUCGCUCACCGGCCUUAUGAUUCCAUCCCACGGUCGAAACGUUGCAGACUCACCCAACGAGGAAUCGUGGGAGCACUUCCGGCAGGACACCGUCGGGAUCCGCCUUCGCCUUUUGGCGUCUUACGGCGAGGAAGGGGCGGAGGACCUCCUGCGGCACAUCUUUGAGCACGGCGGGCCCAUCGAUCACACGGCGAAGAAAAAGCGCAUGACGGUGGGGGCAUACGCCAAGGAUCACGAGGAUGAGCGCCGAACGGGCGAAUAUCUCAUGCGGGAGGAGGCAGAUCUGGACCGCGCAUGGUGCAACUGGUGCUCGCGAGUGAUUCCAUCACAGCAGGAUUUGAAUUGUCUAUAGGGACUUUGGGCAAAAUAACGUAUGUUAACUACUUCCUGCAGGGCACUUUGAUAAUAUUACCUAAUUUAUUAACACAUUGAAUGUAU
Molecule: messenger RNA, 1528 nt
Organism: Aspergillus candidus
Lineage: Eukaryota; Fungi; Ascomycota; Eurotiomycetes; Eurotiales; Aspergillaceae
Exons: 4
Coding region: 246-1442 (398 amino acids)
Source: RefSeq, a predicted model, not a curated record